Molecule: messenger RNA, 660 nt
Organism: Rodentolepis nana
Lineage: Eukaryota; Metazoa; Platyhelminthes; Cestoda; Cyclophyllidea; Hymenolepididae
Source: the annotation of a GenBank genome assembly
AUGUCUCCUUGGCUGAGAUUAUCUCCACUCUGCAGACAGUUUGUUCGACCUCUGUCUCAAAUUAAACGAGGUGUCAAUAAAACUGCCUUCUAUUACGCAAGCGCCAUGGGUGUUUUCAUGCUUGGUCUAGGAUAUGCUGGUGUUCCCCUAUAUCGUAUUUAUUGUGCCAAAACUGGUACUGGUUCAAAUACGGAGGGUGCUCGAUUCGAAGUCUCCGAUUUCAUCGCCCUUAUGAAGCCUGUUAAGGAACGUCGCGUCACAGUUGAAUUCUCCGCUGACACCUACUCUCACAUGGCCUGGAACUUCAAGCCCUCCCAAAGUAGUUUGGUCAUUGUACCAGGAGAAACAGCUCUGGCCUUCUACACGGCAAAAAAUCCAACCUCAAAGCCCAUAAUUGGAAUUGCAACGUACACAGUUCUGCCGACUGAAGCUGCGAAGUACUUCAACAAAAUUCAGUGCUUUUGUUUUGAAGAACAGCGAUUAAACCCUGGAGAGGAAGUUGACCUCCCGGUUUUCUUCUUUCUCGAUCCAGAAUUUGACGACGACCCCGAUUUGAUGAGGACAAAUAGGAUUACCCUCCAUUACACCUUCUUUGAAGCCAAGAAGGAAAAGUUGAUGGUACCGGGCAUCUCCAAACCUAUUAUAGAAGAUGUCGGCUGA